Paralichthys olivaceus (Japanese flounder) is the source of this 2237-nucleotide messenger RNA. Lineage: Eukaryota; Metazoa; Chordata; Actinopteri; Pleuronectiformes; Paralichthyidae. The record is from RefSeq and is a predicted model, not a curated record.
AUGGCUCUGGUUCAGUUCGGCUCGAUCAGGUGCGCUGACCUCCACCUCCUGGACAUGCUGAGUCCCAUGGAGAGGAAGCGUCAGGGCUACAUCCACGAGCUGAUCGUCACUGAGGAGAACUACGUGAACGACCUGCAGCUCGUCACAGAGAUUUUCCACAAACCUCUGUUGGACUGUGAGCUGCUGACGGAGAAGGAAGUCGCCAUGAUCUUCGUCAACUGGAAGGAGCUCAUCAUGUGCAACAUCAAACUGCUCAAAGCUCUGAGAGUGAGGAAGAAGAUGUCCGGAGAUCGGAUGCCGGUGAAGAUGAUCGGUGACAUCCUGACCAAUCAGCUGCCUCACAUGCAGCCCUACAUCAGGUUCUGCUCGUGUCAGCUGAACGGAGCGACGCUGAUCCAACAGAAAACAGACGACAACCCCGAGAUCAAAGAUUUCCUCAAGAGGUUGGCCAUGGACCCCAGGUGUAAGGGGAUGCCUCUGUCCAGUUUCCUGCUCAAACCCAUGCAGAGGGUCACACGCUACCCGCUCAUCAUCAAGAACACGUUAGAAAACACUCCGGAGUCACAUCCUGACCACAGUCACCUGAAGGCUGCUCUGGAGAAGGCAGAGGAGCUGUGUUCCCAGGUGAACGAGGGCGUCCGGGAGAAAGAGAACUCAGAUCGUCUGGAGUGGAUCCAGGCUCAUGUUCAGUGUGAAGGCCUGUCUGAGGUCACCAAACCUCUGGGCUCGUCCGGCUCCGACAAAGUCUUCUCGUCAAAAACCCACCUGCAGUAUCGGAUGUACAAGACGCCGAUCUUCCUGAACGAGGUGUUGGUGAAGCUGCCGACGGACCCGUCAGGAGACGAACCUCUGUUCCACAUCUCCCACAUCGACAGAGUUUACACGCUCAGGGCCGAGAGCAUCAACGAGCGGACGGCAUGGGUCCAGAAAAUUAAGGCGGCGUCAGAACUCUUCAUCGAGACAGAGAAGAAGAAGAGAGAGAAGGCGUAUCUAGUUCGCUCUCAGAGAGCUACGGGGAUCGGUCGGCUGAUGGUCAACAUCGUGGAGGGAAUCGAGCUCAAACCCUGUCGCUCUCACGGUAAAAGUAAUCCAUACUGUGAGGUGACCAUGGGCUCCCAGUGCCAUAUCACCAAGACGCUACAGGACACGUUGAAUCCGAAGUGGAACUCCAACUGUCAGUUUUUUAUAAAGGACCUGGAGCAGGACGUCCUCUGCGUCACCGUGUUCGAACGAGACCAGUUCUCCCCCGACGACUUCCUGGGCAGGACAGAGAUCCGGUUGGCUGAAAUAAAGAAAGAUCAGGGCUCUAAAGGACCAAUCACGAAGCGGUUGCUACUGCACGAGGUUCCCACAGGAGAGAUUGUCGUCAGACUGGACCUCCAGCUGUUUGAAGAACCUUAAACCCAGAACAGGAUCAACAUGGACCGGACUCCGUGACCAGGAAGCGGGGCUGGAUUGGACUGGACUGGAUCGUCUUUGUCUGGUUCAGUUUCUUAGAUCAGACGAGGAAACAUUUCUAUUAUUGUCAUUUCACAGUUGAAUAUUUAAUUUCUAGUUUCUGAAAAAAUGUUCUGAAGAGUCUUAAAAAGCUUCAGACUCAGUUUCAUCUCUUAAAGAAGAUUUAACACGUGAGACAGAUGGAUUAUGAUGCAGGCGUCUUUUUUUUUCAUCCAUAUUAAAUUCUCUGUCAUUAUUUAUGCUGCUGGAACCUGGAGCUCAGACACUGGACAGUCGUUGUCAGUUUGUUUUUAAUUAUUAAUAUUAUGUAUUUUUGGACUUUAACAAAAGCAGCAAAGGGCCGAGUCGGACUCGAACCCACGGCGUCUGCAGGAGGACUCAAUCAAAAAGCAAGAGACGAUAUUAAUAUUGUACCUAACCUCGUGGUUCUGAAGGUUCUGAAGGUUCUGAAUCUCUUAAAAUCUACAUUCCAGGCCACAGAAGUCUUACACACUAAACAUGUCCACGUCUUAAAUAGUUUUACUGCUCUUUAAAAUGAUUGUAUGAGAGGAGAGCUCCAAGACCAGGUCCAGUCCAGUCCAGUCCAGUCCAGUCCAGUCCAGUCCAGCUCAGUGUCACUACAGUAUCUGAUCCAGUCGUCUGUCGGAGAUCGGCCGGGUCCUGGUUUCUCUCCUUUUGCGUCAUCAGACAGACUCUCCAGUGACAAUCCCUCCUGCUUUGUCCCCUACACCCCCCCGAAACCCCUGUGUGUGUGUGUGUGUGUGUGUGUGUGUGUGUGU